Messenger RNA from Cariama cristata (Red-legged seriema), 2904 nucleotides. RefSeq names its product serine/threonine kinase 10 (gene STK10). Gene Ontology annotation, molecular function: ATP binding; protein serine/threonine kinase activity. Lineage: Eukaryota; Metazoa; Chordata; Aves; Cariamiformes; Cariamidae. The record is from RefSeq and is a predicted model, not a curated record. The transcript is spliced from 19 exons. Gene Ontology annotation, biological process: protein phosphorylation.
AUGUGGGCAUUGGAGACUGGAGGGAGGAAGGAGGAUGCUUUGGCCCUGACAUGGCAUUCGUCCUCUCUGCAAAGCUACGGGCAGGUUUAGGAAGCAGAAAACAAGGAAACUGGUGCUUUGGCAGCUGCCAAAGUCAUUGAAACAAAGAGUGAAGAUGAACUGGAGGAUUACAUGGUGGAGAUUGAAAUACUGGCGACCUGCGAUCACCGGCACAUCGUCAAGCUGCUGGGAGCAUUUUAUUGGGAUGGCAAACUCUGGAUCAUGAUUGAGUUCUGCCCAGGCGGGGCGGUGGAUGCCACCAUGCUGGAGCUGGACCGCGGCCUGACCGAACCUCAGAUUCAAGUGAUUUGCCGCCAGAUGUUGGAAGCUCUCCAUUACCUCCACAGCAAAAAGAUCAUCCACCGUGACCUAAAGGCAGGCAACGUGCUCCUUACCCAGGAUGGAGACAUCAAGCUGGCUGACUUUGGAGUGUCUGCCAAGAACAUGAAAACCUUGCAGAAGCGAGACUCCUUCAUUGGGACUCCUUACUGGAUGGCCCCGGAGGUGGUGAUGUGCGAGACGAUGAAGGACACUCCGUACGACUACAAGGCGGACAUCUGGUCCCUGGGAAUCACGCUGAUCGAAAUGGCCCAGAUCGAGCCGCCCCAUCAUGAACUUAACCCCAUGAGAGUCCUGCUGAAGAUUGCCAAAUCUGACCCUCCCACACUCAGCUGCCCUUCCAAAUGGUCCCUGGAGUUCAGAGACUUCCUGAAGACGGCGCUGGACAAGAACCCGGAGACCCGGCCCAGUGCUGCCCAGCUGCUGGAGCAUCCCUUCGUCAGCAAGGUGACCAGCAACCGAGCCCUGCGCGAGCUGGUGGCCGAGGCCAAGGCUGAGGUGAUGGAAGAGAUCGAGGACAGUCGGGACGAAGUGGAAGAAGAUGACUCGUCGGAGUCUGCCUCGCCCCUCGGCAAGCACAAGCGGGACCCCUCUGAGGCAAGUCAGCUGAGCUUUGAUGGGGAGAAGCCUCCGGACUCUUCCUUGCCCAAGGCAGUGAAUGGGCCUGUGGGGACUGGCAAGGAGACCACAGAUGGACAGAGCGAUAAAGUCUCAGAUGAAGGGAUAAACAGUGACAGUGACAAACUGGAGAGCAACCACUCCACAAAAGCCCUUGCCAGCUCAGCCACCCAGGGCAAGCCAGACAUCAUCUCUCAGCCUGGCCAGCUGGGUAACUCAAUGGAGCGGGACAGGCAGUCCAGGUCAGGCAGCAAGGAGCGGAAGAGCAUCGGGGAGCAACUGGAGAGCAACUACCUGGAGAACUUCACAGAGGAGAAGCUUGCCAAUGGGAGCUUGGAUCCCCUGACUCCAUCCCUUGGCAGCCGGUCCAAAGGGGAUUCAGAUUCUGGCAGUACUUCAGCCUCUGAAAGCAUGGACCUCACCAUCUCCCUGUCUGCUGACCUGUCCCUCAACAGAGAGAGUGGCUCCAUCUCCCUGAAGNNUUCCCGGAUGCACAAGAAGACGCUGAAACGCACCCGCAAGUUUGUGGUGGAUGGAGUAGAGGUGAGCGUCACCACCUCGAAGAUCAUCAGUGAGGAUGAGAAGAAGGAUGAAGAGAUGAGAUUUCUCAGGCGGCAAGAGCUGCGGGAGCUGCGUCUCCUUCAGAAGGAGGAGCACCGAAACCAGGCCCAGCUCAACAGCAAACACCACCUGCAGCUGGAGCAGAUGCUCAGGCGCUUUGAGCAAGAAAUGACGACAAAGAAGAAGUUCUAUGACACUGAACUGGAAAACCUCGAACGGCAGCAGAAGCAGCAGAUUGAGAAGAUGGAACAAGAUCACUCGCUGCGCCGGCGGGAGGAGGCCAAGCGCAUUCGCCUGGAGCAGGAGCGGGACCAUGUCAAAUUCCUGGAGCAGCUGAAGCAGAUGAAGAAGGAGGUCAAGAACGAGGUUGAGAAGCUGCCACGGCAACAGCGCAAAGGGAACAUGAAGGUGAAGAUGGAUGACUUCGCCCAGAAGAAACAAACUAUGGAACAGGAGUUUUUGGCCAAGCAGAAGGAGGACCUGGAGCUAGCCAUGAAGAAUAUAACCGCCCAGAACAAAAAAGAGAUCUGCGACAAGGAACGCGACUGCCUGAACAAAAAGCAGCAGCUCAUGAGAGACCGCGAGGCAUGCAUCUGGGAUCUCGAAGAGCAUCAGCAACAGGAGAAACAUCAGCUUGUCAAGCAGCAGCUAAAGGACCAGUAUUUCCUCCAGAGGCAUGAGUUGCUCCGGAAGCAUGAGAAGGAAAGGGAACAAAUGCAGCGAUACAACCAGCGUAUGUUAGAGCAGCUGAAAAUUCGGCAGCAGCAGGAGAAAGCCCGGCUCCCCAAAAUCCAGCGGAGCGAAGGGAAGACGCGCAUGGCCAUGUACAAGAAGAGCCUUCACAUCCACUCCAGCGGGAGUGCAUCUGAGCAGCGGGAGAAGAUAAAACAGUUUGCCCAGCAGGAAGAGAAGAGACAAAAAGCAGAGCGGCUGCACCAGCAGCAGAAGCACGAGACGCAGAUGAAGGACAUGCAGGCCCAGUGUGAGAGCAACAUGAACGAGCUCCAGCAGCUGCAGAAUGAAAAAUGUCAUCUCUUGAUUGAGCAUGAAACCCAGAAGCUAAAGUCCCUGGAUGAGAACCACAACCAGCACAUGAAGGAGUGGCGAGACAAGCUGAGGCCACGAAAGAAGGCCCUGGAGGAUGAGUUGAACCAGAAGAAGCGUGAGCAGGAGAUGUUCUUCAAGCUUAGUGAGGAAGCAGAUGGACAGACGCCAGCAUCUCCAACCAAACACGCCAAGUUCGUCCCAUUCAGCUCCGCAGAGAGCUCGUAACACCCCACAGCUGGCAGGACACCAGCUGGUACUUGCUGUGUUCUCCUGGGCUGCAGGUGGGCAACUUGGACUUGG